CACUCCCUCUUCAGCUCUCACUACACACAUACACACACUACACGUAAUGGCUUCUCUUCGUUUACCAAAUGCCUUGUUUUUUCUUCAGCUCUCUCUGCUUUUCUCCACCUCCUUCACCGUUUAUGGUGAUGAAACGCUGGCAACUUACCCACCGGCUGAAGCUCCCCAUCACCACCACCACCACCACCACUCUCCCACACCGCCCCCAAGCCACCCACCUGUGAGCCCUCCCCCCACCUCCCCACCGGCUCCUGCACCCGUUAAGCCCCCGACCUACCCACCCGUGAAGCCACCUAGUUAUCCUCUUCCGAGGAAGAAGGUAGCUGUUCAGGGUGUUGUCUACUGCAAGUCCUGCAAGUAUAGGGGUGUCGACACACUCGUGGGAGCUGCUCCUCUUGCUGGGGCGGUAGUGAAACUGCAAUGCAACAACACAAAGUACAGCUUGGUGGAGCAAACCAAGACCGACAAGAACGGCUACUUCUUCUUCAUGCCGCAGAAGCUGACUACAGCCGGCUCCCACAAAUGCAAGGUGUUUAUAAUCUCUUCUCCCCUGGCCACGUGCAGCGUCCCCACCAACCUCCACGGCGGAGCCGUCGGGGCUAUCUUGAUGCCAACCACCAAGCCACCCGUCCCCGCCCCAACCAAGCCGCUGCCAUUUGAGCUCUUUACCGUUGGCCCGUUCGCCUUCGAGCCGCACAAGAAAAUGCCAUGCCAUUAUUAGAAACUGUUGCUAAGUAGCUAGAGCUAAAGUGCAUGUCUCUUUAAUUUGUUUUCCAUUUUACAGGAUUUGAAUUAUGUAGUAACGUUGUUUGGCAGCUUUGCUAUGGUAUGGGGUUAGCUUUUCGGCCGUAGUUGCAUUGCAUUGCAUGUUGUGUCGCGAGUACAGUACUGUGAAACGCAGCGUUUCGAACUUGGUGACAAUAACAAUAAAGUUGGAUUGGUGCAA
Molecule: messenger RNA, 946 nt
Organism: Sesamum indicum (sesame)
Lineage: Eukaryota; Viridiplantae; Streptophyta; Magnoliopsida; Lamiales; Pedaliaceae
Product: pistil-specific extensin-like protein
Cellular component (GO): cell periphery
Source: RefSeq, a predicted model, not a curated record